This is a messenger RNA of Mercenaria mercenaria, 5279 nucleotides long. RefSeq lists its product as uncharacterized. The transcript has 6 exons. NCBI's taxonomy places the organism in Eukaryota, Metazoa, Mollusca, Bivalvia, Venerida, Veneridae. Bases 26 to 781 code for a protein of 251 amino acids. The record is from RefSeq and is a predicted model, not a curated record.
UCUUGUUCGUAUAUCUAGCUAAGUCAUGGAUUCAAGACUUGUUUGGUUAUCUGGCUCAAUCUGUUUAUUAAACGUUGCUUUUGUAAAAUCAGAAUUUGACAAAUACGGACAUUUUAAAGUGCUGAAACAACACCCUGAUUUGAGACAAUGUGCAGCAAAAGAACUUCAACAGAAUGGUGUUGGUGGACGUAUAUCUGACCUGACAGGAGUGUGUGAAGUCUUGUCGCAUUCUUGGGGUAGGAACCCAACAGUAGAACCUGGAUAUGGAUAUGUGAAAAAUAUUUACGUACGGGAAACGUUUGAACCAGAGGUUGGCGUAGAAUAUAUGACCUGGAUAAUUCCUGGUGUGUUGAAUUCAGGAGCAAAACUAGAUGUACAUUUCAGAUGGCCAAAGUCCCAGUGGGCCUACUAUAGUUUCGUCUUAACCGAAGGAUUGACAGAGCAGUACUCGGACACCGAUGGCCAAGUGAUGUUUGGAACCGACAUUAAUGGCGAGGGAAGGCUUACCUACUUUGAAAAAAGAGAAAAUGGCGCUAGAAUACCGGAUACGAGUGAUACCGUGAAGGAAAUAGUUCCCUCCGCAGAGUGUAAGAUUACGUUUGUAGCCCGGAAAAGCUCCUUGCAGAUUCUAGUUAAUGACGAGGUAGUAAAGGAAAGGAGUUUGAAAGUCGUCCGUCUCAACCAUAUUAGACAGAUCAGUAUCAAGAAAUUCAAUAGCAAUUUGUUUGGGGACAGCAAUAAUCUUUUAUCACUUCGUCGUUUUGAGUUUACUGAAGCGUAAUUUGGACAUGUACGUCAACAGUGAUUAUUAUUUCAAAGAUAAUUGCAGGUUUCAAUUCUUUCAUGUCGUAUUUUUAGGUUAUGAAUCAAUUAUCAUGUUAUCUGAAAAAACUGGGUAGUUAUUUUGCAUUUAAGCAAGUGUCCUACUUGUUGAUCUACUUACUUUGUUUAACCAGAACACACAAUAGAAAGUAGUAAUCCUUACUAAGAACCUAAUACAUUUAAAAUGUCGUAUUACCAAAGAAGGUGGUACAUAUUUAAGGCCUUCAGUGAAAGUUUCAACAUUUUAAAAAUAUCCUUUGAAGGAAAAAAAGUAAACAAGCAAAGCAAUAGCAUACCCGGUUUGACUGAGUCUGCAAAAAGAGAGAAAAUUCAAUUUGAAACACCACUUACGUCCCAAACGGAAUUUUAUUAUAAUAGAAUUGAAUAUAUUACAUGCUCCCAAAGGACAAGACAGCAAAAGCAAACAUGAAUGCAAUACGGCGAGACUGUUAUCAGCCGCCACACGGCACUUUAGGAGUGUUUACUAUUAUAAUAGUUAGUAUAUCAAAAGAUCUUUUUGGGGCAACGAACGGAACCAAGCAACACACUCAAUGCAGACUCGGUUAAUUGACUCUUUUCAUUAAACAAACUUUAACUCUUUAAAUAUGAUACUUGCAAUAAGUCAUUAAUUAAAAUCUUGUAGAUUAGUGGCGAAUUUUCAAAAAUAAAUAUUGAUACAAUGGAGGAGAGGAAUAGUGGUUUAAAUUUAUGCUAUCAUUCAAAGACAGUUGUUUGUUUUGAGUAAAAAUAUGAAUUUAAAUCUGCAUUAAAUUAUGGACAGGCUUCAAACCUUUCAAGACAGGAGGGAAGUGAUUUUAAAUAUAUUAGAAAGGAGAGACAUUUUUCCUUUAUCAUUUAAAUAUUACAGUCAUUAUCUUUAAACGAACUUCAGUACAUGCAUAUUUUGGAAUCAAGGAAAUAGGCAGAAAUCCAUUUACAAAAAGCAUUGCAUUUUUAUUGGCUGAAUGCAGUAUUUGUUGUUUAUCGAUAAGGAAAGGUUAGUAAGUACCCUUACACAUAUUUCAGUUAAUAUAAGACCAAAAUAACAUCAUUUUCUUUAGUCUUUUAAUAAGUUUUCCAUAAUGACAUAGCGAUAAGUUAUAAAUUAAGACUUCUGAACAGAAUUCCAUUCCCAUUACGAAUAGUGAUUACUUUGUUAAUAUUAUCAUGCUUCUUGCUGUUGACUAUUUGCAUUGUAUACUUAACUGAUUUUAUGUUUGACAACAUAUCACUAGUUUUGAAUUAGAUCCAUUGUAUUUUGGUUUUGUAUAGUCUCAGUUGCAUAGAUGUGAUAGAAAGAAGGCAGUGGCAACUUUUGACAAAUGAAAAUCUGAGAAUGUAUGUAAAAAAGCAUAAAAGACUGAAUCAGGAAAAAUCUAAUUCAUCUGUUUAGUAAUUCUAAUUAAAGUCCUGCUCCCUUCCUACCUUUUAACCUUAAAUUGUCACUGAAAAAGCAUGAAAAUCCUGACUAUGAACAGUGACGCCUGUCAAAAUACAGUCUAUUUUAUAUAAAAUUCUAUAUGAAAUACCUGUGGUUUUGCAUGCUAAAGUGUGGCACAUGGCCGUCAACUGUUACCUAUUGUAUUCAUGGGUUGCAUACACACAAAACGAAUUUGAAUAGCAGCGGAGCAGGGCUUUAAAGUAAAAGGAAAUCGUUAUAUGAGAGAUCGGUAAUAAAUAGAUAGAUUACAUUACUCGUCAAUUUUCAAUUGUACCAGGUCCUCCAGACUAAUUUUCAUAUUCAGCAAUAAUUGAGGAAAAUUUAGAACAAAGUAGAUCUUUUAAUAAGGUUAUUCCUGCACUUGAAGUGAUGACAUAGGAAGAUCAGAUUAACAUGAUAUCUUAAUCUGAUGAAGGCAUGUUAAUAUUUGUAUCUUAUAUUGCCUGGAAAAGGAAGAUAGUGCUGCAUGAAAACAAUACUUAUGCAAAUGUUUUUUAUCCUAUUUGCUUAACUUUAUAGUCAUCUUCAAAUUUCAUGUUUCCUGUAUCAUUCUUUUUGUUCCAAGUUAAAAACACAAAUUACUCUAUCAAUAUGUUAAUUGCACUCGUUUAUUAAUAUUUGUUGUAUAUUUUCUAAUUAUACUUCAGUUUGUUAUAUAAGUAUAUUUCUAUAAAUUCUGCAAUAGGUGUCAAAUAUAAUCCUGCAAUAAAUGUUGUAAAUGAGCAAAUGUGAAGUCAAAAUACAUUUGGUAAAAUUAAACCAAGAAAACUCUGAAUACGUGUGGACAUGACAAAAACUAAGCAUACAAGUAAUAUAUAUUAUGCUAUAAAUCUUUUAGUUUUUUCCUAACAUGACAUAGAUAAAUAAAAUUAAAAAGAAAGGCGAACAUUCGAAACGCAUGCCAUUUAAGCAAAAGCAAACAGUUUAUCGUUCUUAAUUUUGCCUUUUCAGAAACGUUUAAGAAAGUUUUAUAAUUAAAAUAUUUAUGUCUCUAUACUUCACAUUUUUUUAUUUCGUCAUCUACAAGUUUUGUUUUUUUAACAUUGUAUAUGAAAUUCAUUUAGCAACGAAUCGGUAAAGUACGUGUAAAAAUUUGCAAUGGAAUUUAUAAAAAAUUGUUCUCUAGUUCGUCAAUAUUUUAUAACUGGUUCAUCUUCGUUAUUGUUUUUUUUAUCAACGCCAUAGUUUCAUGUUUUUCUACAAAUGGCCAUUUUUUAAACUUCUCAUUACUUAUCACGUUAAUUCCAGUUGUUUGCUCCAGUUUGAAGAGAGACACAUACAUUUGUUUCUUUAAGUUAUAUAAAAAAGUAUUUCACAUUUCACUUCUACGUGUGGUAUUUUAUUCAGAAAUAUGAGGGAAACUGAAAUACUAGAGGUAAAUAUCGUAAUGUUACGUAUCAAUUAGCAAAAGAAGCACCCAUUAUACUGUGCAUCAUCUUUGAGAUUUCAGAUGUAUACGUAGUUUGUUCAAUGAAAGAGAUACAAUUUAUUUACAAUUAUACCAUCUGAUUCAAUAAAACAAAGUGUCACUACUAAAUAGAAAGAAUUUAAACAAAAUAUUACAGUAAUUUCUGCAUUACAUUUGUAAACUUGAGAAAAUUUAUGAUCAAUCGUUUAAUCCAAUUUUGAGCGACAAACUCUAUCAAUUAAGGGAUAUUUCAAACGAAAUGAUAUGAAGCAUUGAAAGCGACCAAUACAAAUCCAUUUCCUGUUUUGUAUUUUUUUCAAGGACUCAGAGUUUUGUUUAUGUCUGGCUUAGCUAAAAUUUAAUAUGAUAGCGUUUCUGUUGCGUUUGAUCUACGUUUUAAAAUUUUCAGACACUUGAGAAGAUGAAAGGUAAACAGCACAUGUGCAAAUACUUUGAAGACGUUUAAAAGUAAAAUAAGAGGUCAAUAUAUUUCUACAGGUUGAAAAAAGAGAGCUUUUAUAUAUCAAUAUUCUAUCACUGGUUCAUUUUCGUUAUUGGUUUGUUCUUUCUAAUAACGCCGUAGUUUCAUGUUUUUGUACAAACGGUCAUUGUUUCACUACUCAUUCAUUACUUUGUUUACAUCUUAAUUUUACUUGUUGUUUGCUAUAUGUUGUUUGUUCUAAUACUUGAUUUUCAGUUUGAAGGAUGGCACAACUUUUUAAGCUCCUUCCGAAAAAUCUAUUUAAUUAAUACUUGUGAUAUUUUAUUCAGAAAUUUGAAGGCAACUGAAAUACUAGCGGUGAAUAUCGUAAUGUCACAAAUUUGGAAUAAAAACAAAACUUGUAAAUCGUCCACUACAAGAGAAACAAUAUUAUGUACAAAUGAGAAAUGUUAAAAUCAUAAGUAAUAUUUUUCUACAAUAACUAUAAAAUAAUCUUUUUCCUGUAUGGCAUAUGUUCAAGUAGCGGGAACCAUAACAAAUACAAGUGUUUGGUAUUCUAAUCACAAAUAUAGCUCUUGUCUUCAUUUUGCUUUCAAAUGCUUAAUUAUAGUAACGUGUAUAUCGUAAGUAUUAGUAAUUAUCUAACUUUUCAUCACUUGACGUUUUAGGCCAUCUAUUUUUUCACGUUUCAACACAAACAUCGCAUGCUUUCUGUAGAAAAUUAACCAAUACAUUUUAGUUUAUAUUACACUGUUUAAUGCCAUUUCUUUCUUUACUAUGGUAAUCUCUAUACUAAUUACCUCUAAAUAUAAAGUGAAAGAUAAGCAUUUUUCAAAGACUUAGGUAUUUGCUUUUUUUAUUUUAUUUAUCUUACCCAGUAUAUGAAACGGAACAUUGUCAAAAAAAAAUCGUAUGAACUCAAGAACAUUUUUCUUUUCUGCCAAGUUUGUGUCAUGAAUUCUAUUAUUCUUUUAUUGUAAUCAACAUGGAAAAUUAACAUCAAAGCGUUAUAUCAUAUACUAUAAGAAAUUUCUAAACAUAACACAUAUAAACCAAUAUUAGUAUGAUCAAAUGAAUUAUGCGCAGUUUAUUCGACAACAAAAUGUAUUGUCGUUGGUACAAUGUUGACUCUCAGAGCAAGAUGCAAAAAAAAAAAAAAAGAAAAA